AUGAUUAUCAAAUUUCUUAUUUUUAAUCUUCUCCUUUGUUUAUUUCGUUGUAAUACAAAGGUUAAUCUCACUUAUCCUCAAUAUGAUUUCUUAAAAAUGGAUUCGGAAAAUAUUUCCGAAGCUCUUGAGAGCAAUACUUACUGGUUUAUAAAUUUUUAUGCUCCACAGUGUGUCUAUUGCAAAUACAUAUGGGAUAAACUAAGAAAUAUACAAAAAUCAAUACAAAAUGAGAACAGAAGGAAAAUAUAUUUCGCUGAAAUAAAUUGUGAUAACCCCAAAGCAUACUCACUUUGUGAAAUAUAUGGAGCCUUGAAAGUACCUCAAUUAAAAAUGUUUAGGAACAGUGCAUUAAUAUCCACUUAUUCAAAUGACAUAACCAAUGAGAAUUCUAUAAAAAGCUGGAUAUAUUACGUUACGACACCAAUAUUUGUUGGCGUGCAGAAUGAAGAUGAGUUAAAAUCAUACGAAACGGAGAACAAUAUGUUUUUAACUUGCUCAGAAAAUUUACCUGAUGAUUUAUUUGAUGUGGCUAAGUUAUAUUAUGAAGAAUGCUAUUUUAUCAAUAUCACAAAUCCGGAUAUGUGUACUAAGAUGAAUAUAAAAGCGAACGAAUUGCACGUAAAGAGUGCAUAUAAUCACAGUACCUAUGACUUAGACAAGUUGGAUCCUGAAUUAUUGAAGUCAUUUAUAAAUAAGAAUAGAUUUCCCUUACUUAUGAAAAUAGAUCAUAGAAAUUUUUUUAAUAUAAGAAGUAGCGGUAACAAUUUAAUGCUAUUACUUUUGGAUAUGAAAAAGAAUUUUGAUUCCUACAUUUCAGAGUACAAACGAUAUGCAGAAAAAUACAAGAAUCAAAAUGAUAUUCUCUUUGGUUAUAUAGAUGGAAAAUAUUAUGAAGAAAAUUUAGAACUAUACGGUACUAAUUCAGAUAUGUAUCCACAAAUAAUAUUAUUCAGCAAAUAUCCAAAGUUGUAUUAUUUUGAGGAGUAUUUCAAUAUAGAUAAUGUAGAUAAUAUAAUAGAUGACUUAAAGAACAAAAGAAUUUAUACCAAAUUGGAAGAGUUUACAAAAUUUAACAUUAUUAUGAUUAAAUUGAAAAAACAUAUAAGAUAUAUUUUAAAGAAAGCCUUUAAGACAGACGUUUUAUCUUUUAUUGGAUUUAUAUGCUCAGUUAUUAUGAUAUUAUGCACAGCCAUAUUAGUAAUUCAUACAAUAUAUAGAUAUUAUAUAAGUUACACAAAAAAUAAUUAUACUGAAAAGGAAAACAAGACCGAAUAA
Plasmodium adleri (nom. inval.) is the source of this 1275-nucleotide messenger RNA. RefSeq names its product protein disulfide isomerase, putative. Lineage: Eukaryota; Apicomplexa; Aconoidasida; Haemosporida; Plasmodiidae. The transcript has 15 exons. Gene Ontology annotation, molecular function: protein disulfide isomerase activity. The record is from RefSeq and is a predicted model, not a curated record. Bases 1 to 1275 code for a protein of 424 amino acids. Gene Ontology annotation, cellular component: endoplasmic reticulum.